GCAUACUAUAUGUCAUGAAAUAUUUUGUUUUUCACCAAUAGUAUGGAGCAAUACAUAAAAAACUAUAAAUUACAGUAAAAUAGAUGUGAAUAUUAAAUAAGUAGCGCAAAAACAGAGCAAAGAAAGAAAAAUAUAAUGAAGUAGUGUGUAUGGGUUCAACGUCUAUUCAGUAAUCUGAUGGCAGAGGGGAAGAAACUGUUCCUAAAAUGUUGAGAGUGCCUCUUCAGGAUCUUGAACCACCACCUCAAUGGUAACAAUGAAAAGGGUGUAUGUCCUGGGUGAAUGGGGUCCUAAUGACAAAUGCUACCUUUUUGAGGCAUCGCCUUUUGAAGAUGUCCUCAAUGGUGGGGGGGCUGAUGCCCAUAGUGGAACUGGCUGAGCUUGCAACUUUCUGCAGCUUUUUCCAAUCCUGUGCAGUGGCCCCUACAUACCAGAUGGUGAUGCAACCAGUUGGAAUGCUCGCCAUGGUAUAUCUGUAGAAAUUGGUGAGAGGUUUUGGUGAUGUACCAAGUCUCCUUGAACCCCUAAUGAAAUAUAGCUGUUAAACCUUCUUUGUAAUUGCAUCAGGAACUUGAAACUGCUCACCCUUUCCACUGUUGAUGCCUCGAUAAGGACUGGAAUAUGUUUCCUCGACUUCCCCUUCCUAAAGUCCACAGUCAGUUCCUUGCUCUUAGUGAUGUUGAAUGCAAGGUUGUUAUUUUGAUACCACUCAACCAGCUGAUCUAUCUCACUCCUUUAAGCCUCCUCGUCACCAUCUGAAAUUCUGCCGGCAAUAGUUAUAUCAUUGGCAAGUAUGUAAGUGAAGUUUGAGCUGUGCUUAGCCACACAGUUGUGGGUGUAGAGAGAGUAGAACAGUGGGCUAAGCAUAUAUCAUUGAGGUACACCAGUGUUGAUUGUCAGCGAGAUGUUAUUUCUGAUCUGCACUGACUGUGGCAUCCCACAAUCAAGGAUCCAUUUGCAGAGGGAGGAACAGAGGCCCAGGUUUUGAAGCUUGUUGAUUAGUAGUGAGGGUAUGAUCAUGUUGAAUGCUGAAUUAUGAUCAAUAAACAGCAGCGUGAUGUAAGUAUUGUUAUUGUCCAGGUGAUCCAAGGCCAAGUGAAGAACCAGGGAGAUUGCAUCACUGGUAGACCUAUUGUGGCAAAUAGGCAAAUUGAGGUGGGACCAGAUCCUUGCUUAGUAAGCAGAUGAUUCUGACCAACCUCUCAAAUCACUUCAUCACAGUGGAUGUGCAUGCAUCUGGGUGAUUAUCUUUUAGACAGCUCACCCUGCUCUUCUUCGGCACUAGUAUGAUUGUUGGCCUUUUGAAGCAGAUGGGAACUUCUUACUGCAGUAGUGAAGAUAGUAGUGAACACUCCUGCCUAUUGGUUGACACAGCUUUUCAGGGCCUGACGUUUUGGGAAGGUUCACCCUCCAGAAAAAUGUUUUGACAUCAGCUCCAAGACAGAGAUCACAGGGUCACCAGAUGCUGCAGGGAUUCAUACAGCUGUUACUUUUUCUCCCUUUUGAAGUGAGCAUAAAAGGCCUUGAGCUAAUCUGGGAGUGAAGCAUCACUGCCAUUCAUGAUGUUAAGUUUUGCUUUGUAGAAAGUAAUGGCCUACAAACCUUGCCAGAGCUGACAUGCACCCAUUUCUGUCUCUUCAAUCAGAAUAGUUUUAUUUGCUUUUAAAAUAACCUCUGUAGGUCAUACCUGGACUUCUUGUGAAGUUCUGGAUCCCUCGUCUUGAAUGCACAGAGCUAGCCCUCAGCAGACUACAAAUCUUCUGGUUCAUCCAUGGAUUUUGGUUUGGGUGUGACUAGUAUGUUUUCAAAGGCAUGCACUCAUUCACUCGCGUCUUGAUAAAGUCAGUGACAACUGGCAUAUUCAUUCAGAUCUGAAAAUGAUUCCCUGAAUAUUGUGACUUAGAUGAAGAUCAGACCACAUUUUAUGAGUAAUUAAUGCAGAAAGCUAGGUAAUUGCAGAGUUCACAAACUUUUCUUUUCUUGCAAUUGUCUGUUUAAAGGUAGGUUGAUACAACUGUGAAAUUGUCCAUUUCCGUAGAUUGAAUUUUAGGGAAGAUGUGAAGAACUUGGAGAAGGUUCAGAAGAGAUUUUCUAGAAGGAAUGAACAUGAGAUUUUUGUUGCAUGGGUGUCGCACACAGCAAUUCUGCAGUUCUACCAGCAAGAUGUUUUAUAAAUUAUCAAGUAAACUUUAUACUGCAAAAUACACAACUUUUUAAAAUAUGAUCAACAGGACAGACGAAGGAUCAUGUUGUUCCUGGAUUAAAUAAAAUUUUAAGUGGGAUUGAUAGAAAGAUCUAAAAUAAUUUUAAAAACUACACAGAGUUGAAAGAAAGAAACUCUGACUGAAAGAAGGGUAGAAUGAAUGAAAAGUGGCUUGAAAAUUUUGUACAAUGAUUGAUCUCUACAUUGUAUUUCAGGAGUAGUGGUGGAGACAAAUACAAAUGUAGCAUUUAAAAGGGAGCAGAAUAAGCUCAUGACAGUUUAUCUGCUUCCUUUUAAAUACCAUGUUUGAAUCUGUCUCCGUGCCACAUUUGAAGUUGCAAGGCUGUGGAAAAUGGCAAGCGAACUAGCUCUCUGGCUCUUGCAUGAAGUAUGGACUUUACUUUGGCCCAUCUUUGAUACCUUAGCUGUUCUGAGUCACCAUCAUCAUGGUUCAAUAGGCCUCUUACGGAGGUAAAAUCUCAGUACCUCAGUCAGUCAUUUUUGUGACCACUCGAUUCGCAGUCUUGACUGGAACAGGAUGGAGUCUGUGCCGAUCACUCAUUUACCUCUUUCGAACAUAUUCUUUUUUGAAUUUAUUGUUCUUAUGUUAUCCGUUUGGAAUGUACAUCCCUUUUUUUCGGUUAAAAUAUGAUACAAAGAAGUCCCAUCUCUCAUCUGUGGCCAACAUAGGCCCCAAUGAAACAAUAACAGCAGUUGAAAGAAGUAAAGACUAUUUAACAGUUUUAAAGGAGACCUUGAAAAAUCAUACAAACCAGAUGCAGAGUUUAAACUCUAUGCCAACGCAUGCAUGCUGCUUGUCUCCAGACUUGAUAAGAAAUGAAGUGGAACAUCUCAAAAUGGACUUCAACUGGCGUAUGAAGGAAGUUCUGGUUAAUGCAAUGUUGAGUGCCUAUUACAUAGCCUUUGUGCCUGUUUGGUUUAUAAAAAGUACACAAUAUUAUGACAAGAGGUGGUCGUGUGAGCUUUUUAUCUUGGUUUGGGUCAGCACAUGUGUAAUACUAACAAGGCGGCUCUUACCUCCACGUUACUGUGACUUGCUACACAAGGCAGCAGCACACCUGGGUUGUUGGCAGAAAGUAGAUCCUACACUCUGUUCCAAUGUGCUUCAGCAUCCCUGGUCAGAAGAGUACAUGUGGCCACAGGGAGUGUUAGUAAAACAUAAUAAGAAUGUAUACAAAGCCAUGGGAAAUUAUAAUGUGGCAAUCCCUUCAGAUGUUUCGCACUUCAGAUUUUAUUUUUUCUUCAAUAAACCAUUGAGGAUCCUGAAUAUUCUUAUAAUUAUAGAAGGACUCAUCAUCCUCUAUCAGUUGUAUUCGUUAAUACGUUCUGAAAAGUGGCAUCAAACAGUAUCUCUGGCGUUGAUUCUCUUCAGUAAUUACUAUGCCUUCUUUAAACUACUGCGAGACAGAAUAGUCCUGGGCAAAGCGUAUUCGUAUUCUGCAAGUGGGAAUUCAGAGAGUAAAGUCAACUAGAUAUUUUGUCAUGUAUCCUCCAAUAUUUGUUAAAAUGAUUAAGCUUUGUAUUUUUUGUUACUGUUGUUUUCAUGUAACUUGCAUUAAAAUAUUUUUAUAUGUCA
This is a messenger RNA of Hypanus sabinus (Atlantic stingray), 3800 nucleotides long. It is a transcript of the gene tmem39b, whose product is annotated as transmembrane protein 39B. The transcript is spliced from 6 exons. The record is from RefSeq and is a predicted model, not a curated record. The coding region runs from base 2824 to 3696 and encodes 290 amino acids. Gene Ontology annotation, cellular component: membrane. NCBI's taxonomy places the organism in Eukaryota, Metazoa, Chordata, Chondrichthyes, Myliobatiformes, Dasyatidae.